AUGACUAUUUUUCAGCCCAACCUGACCUUCCAGGAUGGCGGCCACCAGGACGUAGGAGUGCAGUCCGAGAGCUGGAUGUACCACGCCGACGCGUGCGGUCGACCGCCUGGCGAAGUGCAGCAGAGCAUCAUCUGCGCGACGUGCUUCAUUACUGAAUCGACGUACCUCACCGGUUCGGCCGGCGGUGACUGGGACCUAUUCUCAACCUGCUGCCCCUUCAGCGGCGGACCGACAACACUUAACAAGACCAUCUACUACUCGGCAAGUAACUGCACUUCUAACUACUGCAUCACUAGCGACGAGGAGCUCGCCAACGACUGGGACAAAUGUGUCAAGGAUGUGGCGAACAAAAAGAUCAAUAUAUUUGCCAACCAAAGCGUUGAAGAUGUUUAUUGCGGCCGCUGCGAAUUCCUAGACCAUGAAUUUCUUAAAAGCGGGUUACAAAUCAGUGGAGCAUCUACUAAGGGAAUGAAGACAUUUGUACUAGUUGGUCUAUCUGAGGAGUGGUCUCGAACUAAGCCCAAGACAGUCACGGGUAGUCUUCUUCCAUAA
Molecule: messenger RNA, 552 nt
Organism: Fusarium venenatum
Lineage: Eukaryota; Fungi; Ascomycota; Sordariomycetes; Hypocreales; Nectriaceae
Source: RefSeq, a predicted model, not a curated record